Molecule: messenger RNA, 5044 nt
Organism: Xyrauchen texanus (razorback sucker)
Lineage: Eukaryota; Metazoa; Chordata; Actinopteri; Cypriniformes; Catostomidae
Product: large proline-rich protein BAG6-like
Exons: 25
Coding region: 396-3989 (1197 amino acids)
Cellular component (GO): BAT3 complex
Molecular function (GO): polyubiquitin modification-dependent protein binding; misfolded protein binding
Source: RefSeq, a predicted model, not a curated record
ACCUCGUCUGGUCAAUAUUUACUUGUCAAGUGAAAGUCAGCCAGAAAAUAAAAGAUGGAAAGACAUUAUAUUUAUUUUUAUUAAAAUUUAACGAAAGUACGUUUACAUUUUCUGAGAUCUACCAGCAUUGCCUUUGCGAUCCACAGGGCACCCCUGCUCUAAACUAACCUUACUCAACUUAACCCUCGUAACAGUGAAUCAGACUCUCGCGAUACUUCGGCUCCCGGGACGUUAUCUUCUCGACACAGCUGCGCUACACCGGCUAGCAUGAUAAUGCGAUGCUGUUAGCUUCGCCUUAUUACUAACGUUUUAAUGACGUUGUUAUCGGUGUUGUAGCAACAAACGCAAAAUUUAACCGCAGCGUUAAGAAAGUUGAAAAGGAAAAACCAGUCAGUAUGGAAGAGCAAGCAAGCAAUACCAUAAAUGUGACUGUCAAAACCCUGGACUCUCAGAGCAGGAGUUACACAGUGCGAGCACAGAUAACUGUGAAAGAUUUUAAGGAGCACAUAUCGCCAUCCGUUGGAAUUCCUGUUGACAAACAAAGACUCAUUUACCAAGGCAGAGUGCUUCAAGAUGAGAAAACCCUAACAGAGUAUAAUGUGGAUGGAAAGGUAAUUCACUUGGUGGAGCGAGCUCCUCCCCAGACCACCCAGCAGGGCUCUGGCUCGGGUGGUGUUCCAGGGUCCUCUGGUGGGACUCAGGGAGGAAAUGAGAAUACAAACUCUACCAGCAGUGCUCAGGGGACCCCCCUUGGACCUACACAUGACCGCAACGCCAACAGCUAUGUUAUGAUGGGUACUUUUAACGUUCCGGUUAACAUUAUGGACCCUCAGCAAAUUCAGAUGUCCAUUCAGCAGAUGAUGACAGGUCUGGGAGAGAGUGCUAGGAAUCCUCGAGUUAGUACAAGUGCUGGGAACAAUGGCUCUGUUAAUGUUCAGAUAGAUUUGGACCAGUCAUUGCAGAGUGAACCUAGACUGCGGCUGCUAUUGGCUGAGAACUUGCUGAGGGACACCAGUGCUUUAAUCCAGAUACUUGAGGCGAAUGCAGAUGGCUCAUCUUCCCAGGAAGAAUCUGUACCUCCACCCACCUCCUCCACUUCCACUCCAUCUCCUUCUGCACAGCCCAUGGACACUUCCCCUCCUCCUACCAGCACCCCACCGUCCUCUUCGUCCUCCACCCAGACUGAGGGUGCUCCACCCCUUCCAGCAGGCCUCAAUCACCCAAGCCCUGCUGAGUUGGUGGAGAUGUUGACAGAGCUGAGAAGGGUGGAGGAGAGACUUCAGCCCUUCAUUCAGAGAGCUCACCUCAUUCUAGAGGCGGCCACAACAGCAGAUUAUAACAACAAUACCCAAGAGAGGGAUGAGGACCAACGCAUUCUCAACGUGGUGGGGGAAGCUCUCCGUCUCCUAGGCAAUGCUCUGGUUGCCCUGAGCGACUUGCGCUGUAACCUGUUGAGUACCCCACCCCGUCAUCUGCACGUUAUUCGGCCCAUGUCUCACUACUCCUCCUCUGUUCUGAACCCAGGGGGCGUUCAUCACAUCCCCAUGCAGAUGAAUCUUGGAUCGACUGUGACCAUGUCGGCCAAUGGCAGAACAGCAGCUGAGGGUCCGCCUCAAUCUACUGGCCAAUCAGAUCAACAAGGACAGAUGCCUGCCAGUCAGCCUGCUUCAGCCAGUCAGCAGGGAGGACAGCCAGGACCCAGAGUAAUCCGGAUCAGUCAUCAAACCAUGGAGCCUGUUGUUAUGAUGCAGAUGAACAUUGAUGACUCUGGGAACACUGCUCAGGCUAAUGGCCAACAAAAUGCUGCCGGCACUGGACAGCCUGGUGCCCCCCCUACUGUCCAGAUUCCUGGUCUACCUCCAGAUUUCAUGCAAGCCAUUGUGCACCAAGUCACUCAGCAAGCCAUGGCCAUGGCAAAUGCUGCCUCUACUGGCCAACAGGGGCAACAGACCACAACACCUGCUGCAAAUGCUGGUUCUGUCCCUACUCCACCUCACAUGCCCCCAUACCCCCCACAGGCUAGAGUGGUUUUUACUAGACCCUCAUUUACACACAGGAUGGCCAGUCCCACUUUUACCACAAGGGGGGCCACUAUCAACCUCAGAGCAGCUGUUCCACCGAUGAUGGACCAACAACCAGGACAGUCUGGGCACAUCCCUCCGGCCGCUCUCAAUCAGAUGAUUGGUGGUCUGGUUGGACAGCUCCUGACAGGGGCAACUGGACAGAUGGCCGGUCAAACUACCACAUCUUCCCCGCACACGUUCUCAUUCUCCACUUCCUCCUCCACAUCCUUCUCCACUUCCUCCUCCACAAGUACUCCAUCCACCACCAAUAGCUCUGGAUCCACACAGUCUAGUAAUACCAGUACUAGUGAUCCCCAGCCUGGAACUACACCACCUCCUCCUCAGGAAACUCCUUUAGGAGGAAACCUAGAGCAGUUGUUGGGGUCUCUUCUAGGCGGAGCUGUUGCUGCAGGCGGCCAGGGCCCCUCUAUAACAGUCAACAUGCCUGGGGUCCCUACCUUUAUACAGGGAGUCACAGAAUUCAUGCAGGCUUCCCAAACACUUUUCUCUCAGCCUCCUGCUGGACAGCCUCCUGCCUCCACCCCCACUGCACCUGGGGCCACCCCAAAUGCAGGCUCUGCUCCAGGGGCUGCUGCAGCCGGAGCGGGCCUAAACCCUGAGCUCUUCACUGGGAUUGUGCAGGGCGUCCUGUCCACCAUGAUGGGCUCUCUGGGUAGCCCUCAAAAUGAAACCGAGAGCAUUGCUCAGUUCAUCCAGAGGCUCUCCCAGACUAGUAACAUCUUUACUCCUGGCACUGGAGAUGCUAUGGGUUUCUUUGGUAAUCUUCUGGCUCUGGUGUGUCAGAACUUCUCCAUGGUGGAUAUGGUGUUGUUGCUCCAUGGGCAACACCAGCCACUAGGUCGUAUCCAGCCCCAGCUCGCACAGUUCUUCACUGAGCACUUCCUGCAAGGACGUGAACCCACAGAGGCCAACAUCACCGCAUCCAUCGAUGAUUUAGUUGCUGAACUUGAGGAAUACAUCACAGAAAGUUUUUCAACUGUCACAGUCCGUCAUGGAGUUGAUGUCACCCAGACAAACCGGUCUUUUCUCAGACAGCAACUCGCUGGCAUCGCCACCCACAUACUGCACUGCAACGAUCAAACGUUUGGACCUCGACUCCUACAGCUGUGUAACAGAGCUCUUUUUGAGUGUCUGGCCCUCAACCUCUACUGUCUGAAUGGAGAACAAAGUGCCCUUACUGCCGUCAUCAACCACCGCAUUAGGAUGAUGUCAGCGGAGGUUAAUCCCAGCCUGGUGAACUGGUUAACCAGUAUGAUGACCAUGAGGCUGCAAGUCAUACUGGACCAUAUCCCGGUCACAGAGGAACAGAUCACAAAUUAUGUCAUCCACACACAGAGUCAAGAAUCAGCAGAGAGGCACACGCAGGAACCAGAGUCUCAGAACGUGGAGAUGGGGGACAGUCUUUCUCCGACACCUGCUACUACAGCAGAAGAAGCUCUGGCCUCCUCCCAGGAAUCAGGAGCUGUGGGAAGUUCAGCUAGGGAAGGAGAGGGCGCUGUAGGAGGAGAGGAGACGGGGAGGGAUGCUGAAGCUUGGGCAGCUGCAUUACCUCCCGAGUGGGUUCCCAUUAUCAGACACGAUCAGAUCAGUCAGAGGAAAAUGAAGGCCCAACCACCUCUUUCUGAUGCGUAUCUGCAUGGGAUGCCAGCCAAGCGCAGGAAGAUGGUGAAGAGUGAUGGGCCCAAACUGUCACUCUCAGAGGCAGUGAGCCAAGCUGCAAGAUCAGCAGGUGUAACACCCAUCACAGCCCCCAAUGCCCUGCAAGAAGAGUUAGAAAGGCCGGAGCUUCAGGAAGCAUUCAGUGAACAGUUGAAAAAUGACAUCAAGAAACGAGUAAAAGAUGACCCUGACUACAAUUCUAGACGGUUUCCAAACACACAUCAAGUCUUUGCUCCAGAUUCAUAACUUUGUUUUACCUGCCAGCUUACAUGUUUUCACGUCAGCCCUGUCCCUUGCAUGGGGCUUGUGUUUAUUUGCUGGAGUUUACAUGUUGUCAGAUGACUUCACUCCCCCACAAAAUCUUUCUAUAGUUAAGUUUUUAUUAAAGGAUUCUGCUAGCUGAUCCCCAUCUUUGCAUUGUUCAGCAGAUUAUGUUCUAUGUGUAGAUCAUGCGUGACUGGAGGUGGUGCAUACAAACCAUGUACAAGAAACAUCUUUAAACAAAGUGUGUUCUGACCAGGAUUGACCCUGAGGGACAUGGCUGAUGCCAGCAUGCUCUACCAGAAAUAUCUGUUUUAAUGAUUCGGUCUAGUCAAACAGUAUUUUAACAGAAUCCAAAGGAAUGUCAGGUGAAGUGGACAGAACUAAUAAUGUUGAAAGCUAUGAAGAAUGAUGCUGUUGUUUAAAGUUCUAGUGAUAAAUAACAUUUUGCCUUGCCUUUCAUCUCUUCUAUGGCUCUAAGCCUUUUUGCAAUGUAAUUUGGAACCAUAAUUGUUAAAUGCCUGUGAUUAAACGACUUUGCACCAGUUUACGGCACAUUAUGCUUAAUUUGUUUUUGUGUGAGUGGGGGGUUUACGAGGAAAUUUGUUUAGGUUACAAACUGGUAAUUACAAGGGUAUUUCUAGUGUCCCCAUAAUUGAAAUAGCUUAAAAACAAAACAUACUGAACCAUGUUUUAGUGAAAAGGUAAAAAUGCAGAAAGUUUUUUUUGAAGGUUAUGUUAGGGUGUUGUGUUAGGUUUAGGGGAUUUGAAUCUAUAGUUUGUAAAAAUCAUUAUGUCUAUGGAGAGUCCUCAUAAGGAUAGCCCCACCGGGGGGGUGGGUAUUUUUGAAGAAAAUCACAACGCAUUUUGUCAUGUUGUUUUUAAGUUCCAAACUCGUGUGACUUAUUUUCUUAUGCGGAACACAAAGGAUGUUUUGAUGAAUAUCGUGGACCAUGUUUUCAAUAUCAUUGCAUAUUUAACACAUUUUACAGAAUACAUUUUCUGCAAUUGGGCUAUAUAUUAAAAGUUGCGAAUGUUUA